UUGAGGCUAAGACAUGAAAGACACAAACAAGCCCACGCGGAUGUUCUGCUCAGACGGGAAACUCGUGUAUGUGGUACAUAUGCUUCUCUUCUUCUCCUUGGGAUUCAUCCUGGGCAUAACCUCCAACGACGCCAAGUUUCCGAACUUCUACCUCCCUUUCAUGCCACCGUUGCCCUCUCAUGCGCCGUCAGCACUUCUGCCGCUGCCGCCUACAUCGUCGCCACCUCCGCCGCUGCCACCUACACCAUCGCCACCUCCGCCACCGCUACUGCCUGCACCGUUGCCAUCACCUCAGAACCCGCAAGCCGGGUUGAUGGGCUUCCUUGCGCCGAGCGGUGUCAUUCACAACAUGACCGACAAGGAGCUGUUCUGGAGGGCGUCCAUGUCGCCGAAGGUCCACCGCACGCCGUACCACCGUGUGCCGAAGGCUGCCUUCAUGUUCCUGGUGAGAGGGGACCUACCGCUGCGGCCUCUGUGGGAGAAGUUCUUUGCGGGGCACGAAGGGUUGUAUUCCAUCUACGUGCACGCCGAUCCAUCUUACACCGGCUCUCCGCCGACGGACUCCGUGUUCUAUGGUCGAAUGAUCCCAAGCCAGAAAACAAUGUGGGGAUACUUGAACCUUGUGGAGGCGGAGCGUCGCCUCCUGGCGAACGCGCUCCUGGACCACGGCAAUGAGCGCUUCGUGCUGCUGUCCGAGUCGUGCAUCCCCGUCUACGACUUCCCCACCGUGUACGCCUUCCUCACCGGCUCCAACACCAGCUUCGUCGACAGCUUUUUCAACCGGGGGCGCUACAACGACUUCUUCGCCCGCCAGUGCAACCUCACCCUCGCGCAGUGGCGCAAGGGCAGCCAGUGGUUCGAGAUGGACCGAGCCCUCGCCAUCGAGGUAGUCUCCGACGACACUUACUUCCCGGAGUUUCGCGAGUACUGUGACACCCAUGAUCCCUGCGUCAUGGACGAGCAUUACGUCCCGACGCUGCUGAGCAUGCUGGGGUGGAAGCGCAACGCCAACCGGACGGUCACGUUCACGGACUGGCGGAAGCGGGGUUUUCACCCGCGGAGACACGGCGCGGCGGACGUGACGGAGGAGCUCAUCAAGGAGAUUAGAGGAGGCGCGGGCAAGAACUGCACCUAUAACGGCAGGCCGGGCGGGAUCUGCUUCGUGUUCGCGCGCAAGUUCGCGCCGGACACGCUCGACCCGCUGCUCGCCUUGGCUCCCAAGGUUAUGGGAUUUGGCGGCUGACACCCCGCGAGAUUGUAUUCAGGACGUCGCAUGACACAGAGAAAUUUCAUGGUUUAGAGAUUGCAUGUAUUUUAUUUCCCUUUCUUACCCUCAAUGAAAUAGGUGAUACCCUUUUUA
Messenger RNA from Phragmites australis (common reed), 1360 nucleotides. Its product is annotated as glycosyltransferase BC10-like. Bases 14 to 1243 code for a protein of 409 amino acids. Gene Ontology annotation, cellular component: membrane. NCBI's taxonomy places the organism in Eukaryota, Viridiplantae, Streptophyta, Magnoliopsida, Poales, Poaceae. Gene Ontology annotation, molecular function: glycosyltransferase activity. The transcript has 2 exons. The record is from RefSeq and is a predicted model, not a curated record.